This is a messenger RNA of Lepus europaeus (European hare), 2879 nucleotides long. It is a transcript of the gene FXR1, whose product is annotated as FMR1 autosomal homolog 1. The record is from RefSeq and is a predicted model, not a curated record. The transcript has 16 exons. Gene Ontology annotation, molecular function: protein homodimerization activity; mRNA 3'-UTR binding; translation regulator activity. Gene Ontology annotation, biological process: regulation of filopodium assembly; DNA damage response; regulation of alternative mRNA splicing, via spliceosome. Gene Ontology annotation, cellular component: nucleus; membrane; dendritic filopodium. The coding region runs from base 54 to 2006 and encodes 650 amino acids. NCBI's taxonomy places the organism in Eukaryota, Metazoa, Chordata, Mammalia, Lagomorpha, Leporidae.
CUCUGGUUGGAAAGUUUCUAGAAUCUCUUCCCAGCGGCCUUUGCGGUUCCAACAUGGCGGAGCUGACGGUGGAGGUUCGCGGCUCCAACGGGGCUUUCUACAAGGGAUUUAUCAAAGAUGUUCAUGAAGACUCCCUCACCGUUGUUUUUGAAAAUAAUUGGCAACCAGAGCGCCAGGUUCCAUUUAAUGAAGUUAGAUUACCACCACCGCCUGAUAUAAAAAAAGAAAUUAGCGAAGGAGAUGAAGUAGAGGUAUAUUCUAGAGCAAACGACCAAGAACCAUGUGGAUGGUGGUUGGCUAAAGUUCGGAUGAUGAAAGGAGAGUUUUAUGUCAUUGAAUAUGCUGCUUGUGAUGCCACUUACAAUGAAAUAGUAACAUUUGAACGACUUCGGCCUGUCAAUCAAAAUAAAACUGUCAAAAAAAAUACCUUCUUUAAAUGCACGGUGGAUGUUCCUGAGGAUUUGAGAGAGGCGUGUGCUAACGAAAAUGCACAUAAAGAUUUUAAGAAAGCAGUAGGCGCGUGCAGAAUUUUUUACCACCCAGAAACCACACAGCUAAUGAUACUGUCUGCCAGUGAAGCAACUGUGAAGAGAGUAAAUAUUUUAAGUGACAUGCAUUUGCGAAGUAUUCGUACAAAGCUGAUGCUUAUGUCCAGAAAUGAAGAAGCCACUAAGCAUUUAGAAUGCACAAAACAACUUGCAGCAGCUUUUCAUGAGGAAUUUGUUGUGAGAGAAGAUUUAAUGGGCCUGGCAAUAGGAACACAUGGUAGUAACAUACAGCAAGCUAGGAAGGUUCCUGGAGUCACCGCUAUUGAACUAGAUGAAGAUACUGGAACAUUUAGAAUCUAUGGAGAGAGUGCUGAUGCUGUAAAAAAGGCUAGAGGUUUCUUGGAAUUCGUGGAGGACUUUAUUCAGGUUCCUAGGAAUCUUGUUGGAAAAGUAAUUGGAAAAAAUGGCAAAGUUAUUCAAGAAAUAGUAGACAAAUCAGGCGUGGUUCGGGUGAGAAUUGAAGGAGACAAUGAAAACAAACUACCUAGAGAAGAUGGAAUGGUUCCGUUUGUGUUUGUUGGCACUAAAGAAAGCAUUGGAAAUGUGCAGGUUCUUUUAGAGUAUCAUAUUGCUUAUCUAAAGGAAGUAGAACAGUUAAGAAUGGAACGCCUACAGAUUGAUGAACAGCUACGACAGAUUGGUAUGGGUUUCAGACCUUCUUCCACCAGAGGGCCUGAAAAAGAGAAAGGAUAUACCACUGAUGAAAGUACCGUCUCUUCUGUACAAGGUUCUAGGUCUUAUAGUGGAAGAGGCAGAGGUCGUCGGGGCCCUAAUUACACGUCCGGUUAUGGUACAAAUUCUGAGCUGUCUAACCCCUCUGAAACUGAAUCUGAACGUAAAGACGAGCUGAGUGAUUGGUCAUUGGCAGGAGAAGAUGAUCGAGAGAGCCGACAUCAGCGUGACAGCAGGAGACGCCCAGGAGGAAGAGGCAGAAGUGUUUCAGGGGGUCGAGGUCGUGGUGGACCACGUGGUGGCAAAUCCUCCAUCAGUUCUGUGCUCAAAGAUCCAGACAGCAAUCCAUACAGCUUACUUGAUAAUACAGAAUCAGAUCAGACUGCAGACACUGAUGCCAGCGAAUCUCAUCACAGUACUAACCGUCGUAGGCGGUCUCGUAGACGAAGGACUGAUGAAGAUGCUGUUCUGAUGGAUGGAAUGACUGAAUCUGAUACAGCUUCAGUUAAUGAAAAUGGGCUAGUCACAGUUGCAGAUUAUAUUUCUAGAGCUGAGUCUCAGAGCAGACAAAGAAACCUCCCAAGGGAAACUUUGGCUAAAAACAAGAAAGAAAUGGCAAAAGAUGUGAUUGAAGAGCAUGGUCCUUCAGAAAAGGCAAUAAAUGGCCCAACUAGUGCUUCUGGCGAUGAAAUUCCUAAGCUACAACGUACUCCAGGAGAAGAAAAGAUUAAUACCUUAAAAGAAGAAAACACUCAAGAAGCAGCAGUCCUGAAUGGUGUUUCAUAAACUGAAGAAGUUCCUAGUUUACAGUUCUUUUACAUUACAUUUACAAUAGUGCUUGUACAAGCUUGCCAAAGAUAGAAUAUGGAUCGCCAGUCUUUACAUCGCACUUUCAGUUCCUCCAUUUGGAAUUCAGAAAGGGGAGGGAUCCUGAAGAAAUCAUAUGUUAAACAUACUUUGACACCUACUGUGUUAUAAAAUAUAUCAUCAGAUGUGCCUUGAGAAUAGUAUAUGUAACAUUAAAAAAAAAAGUUGCUGGCUAUAGGAAAUGUUAUUUUGUUUUCAAAAUAUGGCAGAGAUUGGGGGAGGUGGGUGGGGUGGGAUCCCUAACGUAAUAUUCUUUAUGAAAGCAUUAGCUGCUUUUGUUACAUUUUUAAUAUGCAACCACUUCUUCACCUGAGGAAAACUAGAAUGAAAUGCAGUCUAAAAUAUUUUGCACUGAAUUGUAAUUUCUUCAUUAGUUUAGUCUGGAAACUGGUCUGUUUUAAUGUAUUUUUUAAAUGCUGUAUGUAGAGGAAAAUCUGCAGACCACUGGAAUACAUUUGUUAAACUCAUCUGCAGGGACACUGGGUGAUAUUGGCAGUGACUGUUCUACAUUGAGGCUUUGUUUGGUUUAUUUAUUAAAGUGUACAGUAUUUAAAAAUCAAACAUAGCUUUAGUUAAAAAACACUAAGCUGAAUUAGUCAUGUCCAUUCAGACAUAACCUGAACUACUGAAAAGAUCAAUUUCCAGAAGGUUUAUUCUGUAUAAACUACAUGUUAGUCUUCAGUAGAAUAUCUCUCCUCCCCACCCCACCUUUUUUUUUUUUUUUUUUUAUUUUGGUUGUUUGAUGUGCAAUAUGUUUUUGUAUGCAGGUAGUAAAUAAACUUUGAUCUUCCA